AAGAUGGCACGUACCAAGCAGACUGCUCGCAAGUCCACUGGAGGCAAGGCCCCACGAAAGCAGCUGGCCACCAAGGCUGCUCGUAAGUCUGCUCCUGCUACAGGAGGAGUGAAGAAGCCUCACCGUUACAGGCCCGGUACCGUGGCCCUUCGUGAGAUCCGUCGCUACCAGAAGAGCACAGAGCUUCUCAUCAGAAAGCUGCCCUUCCAGCGCCUGGUUCGAGAGAUUGCCCAGGACUUCAAGACCGACCUCCGUUUCCAGUCUUCUGCCGUCAUGGCGCUGCAGGAGGCAUCUGAGGCCUACCUCGUCGGUCUCUUUGAAGACACCAACUUGUGCGCCAUCCACGCCAAGAGGGUCACCAUCAUGCCCAAGGACAUCCAGCUUGCCCGCCGCAUUCGUGGAGAGCGAGCCUAAGUCCAGCAACACCACAAA
Molecule: messenger RNA, 432 nt
Organism: Macrobrachium nipponense
Lineage: Eukaryota; Metazoa; Arthropoda; Malacostraca; Decapoda; Palaemonidae
Product: histone H3
Exons: 1
Coding region: 4-414 (136 amino acids)
Cellular component (GO): nucleosome
Molecular function (GO): structural constituent of chromatin; protein heterodimerization activity; DNA binding
Source: RefSeq, a predicted model, not a curated record